AUGGAGGAAGUAAGAGGUGAGACCUAUUUCUCCCUUUUUGUAUUGAUUUAAUCCGUAAAGUACCUUUAAUGACACUGUCACAUGUAGCGACAAUGUCGCCAUAUAACAGUAAUCGAAGAGCAGCGCAUGUUUUCGUAUUUUAAUGUGAAAUAAAGCAACUUCGUUCGCAAGCAUCCAUUGAAAUUGUAGCAGAGAUUACGUUUACACUGUUACAGCACGCGAGGGUAUCUUCAUAAUAGAGCACACAAACGGAUUAGUUAUCGUGUAUUGUUUAGCGUUCUGAAAAUGAGAACACAUGAUUUACACGAGAUACAUUAAUAUAUUCAAUUUAAAUGGUUGUUUGGGUUCAAUAACCUAUAAAGUAGCUGAUGUUUUGCUUUCAAUGAACAUCGCAGGUUCAGCAGUGCGGAGGGACUUACUCAAAAGUGCAAUUCUCAGUCAUACUGUAGACUUGUGAUAAAAUUGGUGUGCACGUUGUUCAUAUUGAAAAGGCACUCAAUGUGGCUCUGUGUUCUCAUUUUACAGUAUUCCCACUAUCCUGUGCGGUGCAGAACUAUGCAUGGGGGAAGGUCGGUCAGGACAGUGAGGUGGCCAAGCUGGUUGUUGGUGGGGAUACCUCAGCUGUCAUUGAAGCAGACAAACAUUAUGCCGAGGUAAGAUUUAGACAGUGGUGAACCGUGUCUAUUGGAACUCAAAAAUCAAGAAGAAUAACAUCAUCAUCAUCACUUAAUGAGCACAACAUUAUAUCUAGCUUUAAUGCAGGAGUAGCAAUGCUUUUUUGAUGACAUCAUGAAUGAAUCAAACGGUCCUGAGCUACACAUCUGGCUGUCACUCACACACAGAAUAAUGCUACCAGCAACAACAACAAAAAACGCUUAAACAACCUGUGGUAGCCUAACACCAUCACUAUCACACUUUCACCAAUAGCGUAGCGAUGUCUACAGUGACACAUCUAAGGUGACAGGCCCAUGGUGCUGAAAGGACAGCGACCAUAAUCUGCGCACUCCGUGUGCAAGAGAGAAAAUGUUUUGUAAAACACAUUGACACGUCCGAUAGAAAGAGAGCAGUCAAACACAGCAUACUGUUAAAAGCGACCCAUUCGUUAAAGGUAAUUUCCAAAUCGAAAUUUACAACGUACUUUCCAUUGCGAACAUCUUUUAUCACGUUCAGCACACAAAGUAACCAGUGAUCUAAAGUAUAAAUGCAACAAUGUUUCACACGCAUUAUUUUCAGAGAUAGCAAACAGCAAGUGAGCUGCAAAAAACAGUGCCACUCAACAAAUUAUGAUCAUUUGAAACUUUACUUCUUGUUGAAAUGUAAUCUUGAAGGGCGAUGUUAACAAAUUAGCAAAAACAACCUCCCUGAUAACAUUUGUGUCUGCAGCCCAUGCACAAUACAACACAAGCUAUCUAGACCAUGGCUAAACUAGGCUACUGCGCACACUCUCAAGAGUGAAGUGUCUAGGCGUUCGAGAAGGCGGGAGUAAAAAAUGGGAAAAAAAGAUUGUAAAAACAGUACCACCCAUUGCAAGUCAAAAUGUUGAAUGGCCAAUGACUGAACAAUUGAACACGUGAAACCAUUCAUUCCUAUGUGAAGACCCAAUAGCCAGAUGAAGCCAAAUUAAGUCGUUUAAGAUGGUGUUUCAUGGAGACAUAACAUGCAUAGUUUGAGCUACUCCAAGAAGUGACUUUGCAUGCUAGCACAGUGCUGCCCCCUCUCAUUCAGUAACUCUAGUUGAAGGCCGACCGGGCUACUGCAGGCUUCCAUUAGCAAGUAAAUUAUACUCUUCUGUGUGUGAUUUUAAAAUAAUUGGUUCAAGGACAUACAUCUGGUGUAUUAAAAGCAAUUAUUAUUAUUACCAUGAUUGUCUUAAUUUUUUUAUAUUUUUUUUACACAAAGAUUGACAAUAAAGAUCGCACUUUUUCCAUUCACUAUAAUGGGGGAUCCUGUUUUCCGCUAACGAUGCCUGCAGUGCCGUGGCUUCAAUGAGAGGAGGCAGUCGUUCUCCCCUGUAAAUGGCAGAUGCCUUCUGGCUACAUUUUUCUCCCCUGAGUCCACCCCCAAGAAAAUCCUGAUUGGCUCUUUUUUUCUCUAUAGUGUUAACCUUUCCCUUUCCAACUCAAACUGAAGAAAUCAGAAUAACAUUUAAAUUAUAGAAAAGAUUAACUAGAAAUGUAAAUAAAAAAGAAUACAUCAUUUUAUAAAUCCUUAGGCUUUCUCUGAAGAUGUAGAAGGCCCUUACAGUUCCCCACUGGAUUUAGAUAUACAUAAUUUUUAAAAAAAAAUAAACAAUUCAGUAGGCUAUAGCGUUCAACUAAUACCCUUUUAUAUAGGCUAAGGAGUUCCCCCCCCCCCUCCAAUGUAUUAUUACUGUCCUGCAGAUUGGUUUUCACAAAGCCCUUCAGGACUUUGGCUGAAAAUCUCUUGUCCUUAAAGCUCCCUCAAUGCCUGCCCUGUCACAAGUCAUUCUUGAUUUAGCUUCAGCUUCACAGGGAGUGUUUGUUAAUAGAUCUGGGUAUGGGAGUGGUGACAUUUUGUCGAAGUGAAACACAUAGUUACAUGCAAUGGUGAAUGGGCAGAUGCAUUUUCAUACUCCGCAAUCAGCAUCCAUAGUCAAUAGCCUUCUACUGUUUAAGACAAUCCUCUGGUGCUAAACAAUAGCUAACUAGGAUGGCACCUAGGCUAUCGUAUAUGCAUUGAAGAUCAUUCUAUUGAACGUUAUUCAUAUCCUGUUUGUCAUUCAUUGGAUGUUAUUGACAUUUUCAUACUUCUUAAUUCAUUUAGUUUGUUUUCAGGUGUCUUUUUAUCAUCUUUGAAAAACCUGAUCACAAUGGAUGACAAAGAAGCUAAAUCACAAAGCGAUGUCAACUGUUUUAAAAGAGAAAUACUCUUGUAUGGUCAAUAAUGAGGCCUCUCCCUGUGUGUCUUGCAGCUGUGGAUGGGUGCUCACCCCAAAGGAGACGCCCUCAUCAAGGACAACAGGAUAGCCCAGAGGACGCUUGGUCAGUGGAUUGCAGACUACCCAGCAUGCUUGGGGUCAAAGGUCAAAGAUACCUUCCAGGGCCAGCUUCCCUUCCUCUUCAAGGUCCUGUCGGUCAACACCGCUCUGUCCAUACAGGCCCAUCCAAACAGGGUAAGUCUUGGGUCGUGUUCGUUAGGGAACACAGUAGCAAAGCAUUUUGCAGCAGAAAAUGAAAACAAGGGUUUCAUGUCUACUGAACAACCCAAAAACAAAAGUAAGAGGAGGAGGGGAUUACAUUUAAAAAUGGUGUGUUUUGUUUCAUUUUGGUAAUCAAAUUGCUCUUCCCUAUUGGCUCACACACCAGGAGUUGGCUGGGCGGCUCCAUGCUCAGUUUCCAGAGCAUUACCCUGACAACAACCACAAGCCUGAGAUGGCCAUCGCACUCACCCACUUUGAAGGACUCUGUGGCUUCAGGCCUGUGGAAGAGAUCAUUGGCUUUCUCAAAAGUGAGUCCCGUAUCUUGCAGACUGUCCAUUAUCAUUGUUUUAUAGUCCAUGUUUUAAAAUGUAUUCAGCAGCUCAGUUGAGGGAUUUCCUUCACUUUAAGAUAAAUGAAGUAGAGAACAAUGAUCCCUUUAAAGGGAUAGUUCAUUUGAAGUUUUAGCUCAUUUUUGACUUACCUAGGGUGUUGCCGUUUCAUCCAAACUGUUUUUAAGUUUGUUAGCUGGUUAUUUAGCAACAUCCAGAAUCUCCUGGCUAGCAUUUUUGGAGAAUAUAGCAAUGCUAGUGGAAACGUAUUGUAUCACUUAGCAGUGCAUUCAAAAGUAUGGGGAAAGCGGGGAAGUGGAACAAAAAUGGCACCCCUCUCUAUGGGAGGCAGAGCCCUAUCCCCACGAUUAGCAAAAUGUUACCGUUAAAAUUGUAGGAAAUCAACAUUAAAACUGCACGAUUCUCUCCACCGCUGAGAAGGGGGCCACUAAUUUGGGGGGCGCCAACCAAAUCUUGCUUAGGGCCCCCAAAAGGCUAGAGCCAGCCCUGACUGUUACAAUCCGUUCGAGUAUUGUAUUCAAGUUUGCUAAGAGUGUAAAAUGUGUGUGUCCCAGCCGUGCCAGAAUUCCACGCCCUUGUAGGGAACGAGGCGGCGGAGGAGCUGCUGAGCAGUAUAGGGGAGGCGGGCCGCACCUCGCUGGCCUUGAAGAAGUGCUUCACCCGUAUGAUGAACUGUGAGAAGAAAGUGUUUGUGGACCAGCUCAACAUGCUGGUGAAAAGAGUCACUGAGGAAGGUGAGCAUCAUACAAUAAGCAUUUUAUUUUUGUGACACCUUACACUUCCAUGGAGGUAGACCCCAACUAGCUUGGUCCCAGAUCUGUUUGUUCUGUAUAGCCAACUCCUGUGGUCAUUGACAUGCCAAAUAUGUCAUGUUUGGCUUGACAAUAGCCAUAGGAGUUGGCAAGAAAGCACAAACAAAUCUGGGACCAGGCUAGGUCCCAACUUUCUUGCGGAAGUUCCAAAAAUAGCUUUUUUUAUAAUCACAGGGGUUAAAGUUCUAAGUCACUGCAACGGAUUUCCGUCAUAUGGACUCUGGAGAGGUUGUUUUUGAGAUCAGUGUAAAACUUUUGAAAGAAGUUUUGGCAAAUGUAUUUUGAAAGCAGUUUUGGCCUUUGUUAAAAAAGAGGGGGAUCCCAGUUUCUUAUUGCUACCAGGUUUAUUUCUCUACUCCUUCGAUUGCGUGCGUGGCAUCAUUUUACAAAUGCUGUUUUACAACUGGAGUCUACAACAGAGUUCUUAAAGGAGCAAUGACAUACAGUGUAUUCGGAAAGUAUUCAGACCCCUUGACUUCUUCCACAUUUUGUUACAUUACAGCCUUAUUCUAAAAUUGAUUGAAUUGUCCCCCCCCCCCCCCCCCCUCAUAAAUCUACACACAAUACCCCGUAAUGACAAAGCAAAAACAGGUUUUUAGGAAUGUUUACAAAUGUAUUAAAAAUUAAAAACAGAUCACAUUUACAGAAGUAUUCAGACCCUUUUCUUAGUUGAAGCACCUUUGGCAGCGAUUACAGCCUCGAGUCUUCUUGGGUAUGACGCUACAAGCUUGGCACAUCUGUAUUUGGGGAGUUUCUCCCAUUCUUCUCUGCAGAUCCUCUCAAGCUCUGUCAGGUUGGAUGGGGAGCGUCGCUGCACAGCUAUUUUCAGGUCUCUCCAGAGAUGUCCGAUUGGGUUCAAGUCCGGGCGCUGGAUGGACCACUCAAGGACAUUCAGAGACUUGUCCCGAAGCCACUCCUGCGUUGUCUUGGCUGUGUGCUUAGGGUUGUUGUCCUGUGUGCUCUGGACAACGAACCUUCGCCCCAGUCUGAGGUCCUGAGUGCUCUGGAGCAGGUUUUCAUCAAGGAUCUCUCUGUACUUUGCUCCGUUCAUCUUUCCCUCGAUUGUGACUAGUCUCCCUGCCGCUGCAAAACAUCCCCACCGCAUGAUGCUGCCACCACCAUGCUUCACCGUAGGGAUGGUGCCAGGAUUCCUCCUUGGCAUUCAGGCCAAAGAGUUCUAUCUUGGUUUCAUCAGACCAGAGAAUCUUGUUUCUCAUGGUCUAAGAAUCUUUAGGUGCCUUUUGACAAACUCCAAGCAGUCUGUCAUGUGCCUUUUACUGAGGAGUGGCUUCCGUCUGGCCACUCUACCAUAAAGGCCUGAUUGGUGGAGUGCUGCAGAGAUGGUGAACUCUGGAGCUCUGUCAGAGUGACCAUUAGGUUCUUGGCCACCUCCCUGACCAAGGCCCUUCUCCCCCGAUUGCUCAGUUUGGCCGGGCGGCCAGCUCUAGGAAGAGUCUUGGUGGUUCCAAACUUCUUGCGUUUAAGAAUGAUGGAGGCCACUGUGUUCUUGGGGACCUUCAAUGCUGCAGAAUGUUUUUGGUAGCCUUCCCCAGAUCUGUGCCUCGACAUAGUCCUGUCUCUGAGCUCUACAGACAAGUCCUUCCACCUCAUGGCUUGGUUUUUGCUCUGACAUGCACUGUCAACUGUGGGACCUUAUAUAGACAGGUGUGUGCCUUUCCAAUCAAUUGAAUUGACCACAGGUGGAAUCCAAUCAAGUUGUAGAAACAUCUCAAGGAUGAUCAAUGGAAACAGGAUGCACCUGAGCUCAAUUUUGAGUUUCAUAACUAAGGGUCUGAAUACUUAUGUAAAUAAGGUAUUUCUGUUUGUCAUUAUGGGGUAUUGUGUGUAGAUUGAUGAGGAAAACAAUUAAUUUAAUCCAUUUGACAAUAAGGCUGUAACGUAACAAAAUGUGGAAAAAGUCAAGGGGUCUGAAUACUUCCCGAAGGCACUGUACUUUGUAAUAGAAACCAAAAAAAAUCUAAUUUGAGUGAAUGAUUUAUAAUAACUUAUAUAUUCAUAUGUAUAAUAAAAUAAUAAUAAUCAGGAUAAUGUUUUAGAGACCAUGCAUAGGCUGCUAUAUGCAUGGUGCAUUAUGUUAAAGUAAUUAGAACAUUAUUUUUUACCAAUAUGUUAUUGGGCCCAUUUCUGGAGGGCAAAUUUAUAUUUAUACUGCUACAUACAAAUUCUCCCAGGGAGGACCCCGGACCCACUAAGCAAGGGGAUUGGAAUUGGUCAAACUCGCAGUUUAAUACAUGUAAAAAGUUAUCCUCUUUCCCUAAAAGCAAGAUGGUCAUGACUUUCUUACAUGAAAGGGGAGGUUAACUUGGCCCCAGACAAUCGAUCUGAGAUUGACUUAAAUUUCAGUCAUCCAAUUAAUUUUUUUCUUUAACCCCUGUAAUCAAUAGUACAUGUGCAUGAAUUAUAAAUUAUAUACUCCUUGAGAUUGUAUAUUUUCUACUGCAUAAUGCUCAGUCAAGUUUUCCAAAGGACCUCUUGCACCAAGACAUCUUUCUGUGUAAUAUCAAACCUUAAUUUAUCCAGGUUAGUCUUAUUGAGAUACAAAUCUCAUUAAACAGAAGAAAGUGAACUGAAACAGGGAGGGACUUGUCCAAUAAGAAACACUAAUUAUUAUUUUCUGUAGCAAAACAUUUUCUGUUGCAUGCCCUAAUGUACACGAUCCUAUGUUAAAGGCUUUUCUCGUUGUACCUCAUUCAGCUGCUGCAGGGAAGGACACAUCGGGCAGUAACAGUGAACUGUUGCUCAAGCUCCACUCCCAGUAUCCGGGUGAUAUCGGCUGUUUUUCCAUCUACUUCCUGAACCGCGUGGUGCUGGAGCCAGGCGACGCCAUGUUUCUGGGUGCCAAUGAACCGCACGCAUACCUCAAUGGAGGUCAGGGGUCAACCAAUCAGCUUCUUAGAAAGGGUCAACUAGAUGUGUUAAAGUUGUGUAUUGAUAAGCGAUUAGAGUACAAUGGAAAUGCACUAUAUAUAUAAAAGUAUGUGGACACCCAUUCAAUAUAGUGCAUUCGGCUAUUCCAGCCACAACCGUUGCUGACAGGUGUAUAAAAUGGAGCACACAGCCAUGCAAUCUCCAUAGACAAACAUUGCCAGUAGAAUGGCCUUACUGAGGAGCUCAGUGACUUUCAACGUGGCACUGUCAUAGGAUGCCACCUUUCCAACAAGUCAGUUGGUCAAAUGUAUGCCCUGCUAGAGCUGCCCCGGUCAACUGUAAUUGCUGUUAUUGUGAAGUGGAAAUGUCUAGGAGGAACAACGGCUCAGCCGCUAAGUGGUAGGCCUUACAAGCUCACAGAACGGGACCGCCGAGUGCUGAAAAAUCGUCUGUCCUCGGUUGCAACACUCACUACUGAGUCCCAAACUGCCUCUGCAAGCAACGUCAGCACAAUAAAUGUUAGUCGGGAGCUUCAUGAAAUGGGUUUCCAUGUCCGAGCAGCUGCACACAAGCCUAAGAUCACCAUGCGCAAUGCCAAGUGUCGGCUGGAGUGGUGUAAAGCUCACUGCCAUUGGACUCUGGAGCAAUGGAAACGCGUUCUCUGGAGUGAUGAAUCACGCUUCACCAUCUGGCAGUCCGACUGAUGUAUUUGGGUUUGGCGGAUGCCAGGAGAACGCUACCUGCCCGAAUGUAUAGUGCCAACUGUAAAGUUUGGUGGAGGAGGAAUAAUGGUCUGGGACUGUUUUUCAUGGUUCAGGCUCCUUAGUUCCAGUGAAGGGAAAUCUUAACGCUACAGCAUACAAUGACAUUCUAGACGAUUCUGUGCUUCCAACUUUGUGGCAACAGUUUGGGGAAGGCCCUUUCCUGUUUCAGCAUGACAAUUCCCCCAUGCACAAAGCGAGGUCCAUACAGAAAUGGUUUGUUGAGAUCGGUGUGGAAGAACUUGACUGGCCUGCACAGAGCCCUGACCUCAACCCCAUUGAAUUGGAACGCUGACUGCGAGCCAGGCCUAAUCGCCCAACAUCCGUGCCCGACCUCACCAAUGCUCUUGUGGCUGAAUCGAAGCAAGUCCCCGCAGCAAUGUUACAACAUCUAGUGGAAAGCCUUCCCAGAAGAGUGAAGGCUGUUCGAGCAGCAAAGGGGGGACCAACUCCAUAUUAAUGCCCAUGAUUUUGGAAUGAGAUGUUCGACGAGCAUACCUUUGGCCACGUGGUGUAUAAUACAAUAGAUUAGCUAUUGUUUAGUGGGGUGGUAUGCGCACAUCCAUAAAAACCCGUGUCCCAGGUGCUGGAUUAUUGAGACGAUAAUGUAGAAGGAAAAAAUAUAUUCUGCACACUUGUAUUGAUGUUAAACUACACUUCGGGAGCUAUAUCAGUGUGUGGAUCUAUUUGUUGUUAUACAAUGAGAUUAGCUAUUGAAAUACAUAUUUGAUACAUUUAAAAUAUGACAUUUGUUUAUUACAUAAAUUAUAUUAUUAUAUGUUGACAUGUAAAGUUACAAUGAAUCUCAAAUACAGAGCAGUGAGAAUUCUUCUAAUCUUUAAUUUUUUUCCAAAGUCAUUUUGAAAGAAAGCGUCCUAUAUCCCAUUCUUUCUCUCUCUCUCUCUGUCUCUCUCUCAAUGCUAUUCAGACUGCAUCGAGUGCAUGGCCUGCUCGGACAACACGGUGCGCGCCGGCCUGACGCCCAAGUUCAUCGACGUCAACACCCUAUGUGAGAUGCUGAACUACAGCCCCGCUCCAGCCAGCGCCAAGAUCUUCCCCUCCAUACAGGACCCCUCAGACCCCUUUGUCUACCUCUAUGACCCCCCUGUCCCUGACUUCACUGUCAUGAGGAUACAGGUUAUUACUUACUUAUUUAGCCUGGUCCCAGAUCUGUUUGUGCUGUCUUCCCAACUCCUAUGGUCAUUGUCAUGCCAGACAACACAAACAAUUACACACCGCCUUGACAAUAAUCUCUGUUUGAAUGGUUCUCUUGAAGUAGGCAUUAUGAUAUUUGUUCCAGUGUGGCUCAUAUCUAUGUCAAAUUUGAAAAUGUCAUGUCAUUCUCUCCCCCUUCUCUCUUCCUUCUUUCCCUUCCCCUCUCUCCCUUCCUACUUUCCCCUUUCUCUCUCCCACUUCACUUUUCCCCUAUUUCCCCUGUCUUCUCCCCACUUCCUACUGUUCCCCCCUUUCUCUCUCGCCUCUUCCCUACUGUUCCCCCCUUUUCUCUCUCCCCACUUCCCACUUUUCCCCCUUUGCUCUCUCGCCACUUACCUACUUUUCCCCCUUCUCUCCCCCACUUCCCACUUUUCCCCCUUUCUCAUCUCCCCCCUUCCCUACUUUUCCCCCUUCUCUCUCCCCACUUCCCUACUUUUCCCCCUUUCUCUCUCGCCACUUCCCUACUUUUCCCCCUUUCUCUCUCCCCACUUCCCUACUUUCCCCCCUUUCUCUCUCCCCACUUCCCUACUUUUCCCCCUUUCUCUCUCUCAUCCCCUACUACCUCUCUCCCCUCCUCCUCCCUCUCUUUCCAACCCCCUACUCCCUUUCUCCUCCCUUUUUCCUCUCUCUCCCCACUCUCUCCAUCUCCAGGUGCCAGCCUCAGUCAGGCAGUACACGGUGGCCCCGGUGGACUGUGCGGGCAUCCUGCUUGUGAUUGAGGGUGAGGCCACCGCCACCUCUGCCGCUGCCCUAUCUGACAUCGCCCUGAGGCGGGGCACCGUCCUCUUCAUCUCAGCCAAUGAGAGCGUCUCCCUGCACGUCACGUCCCCCUCCGGAAUGACCAUGUAUCGGGCCUGCAGUCUCCUGUAGCCCCAGGCCUUCUGAUAACGUUUCAUAAAUGUUUCCUUCGUGUCAACCCAACCUGUGGUUCUCUGUGUCACUCUUCAUGCCAGGGUGUCCCCUUACCUGACUUAGGGCCAGUAGUGAUAGACUGAAGAUGGGCUACAAACAGUUUUAACCCCUUUUAACUGUGGUCUAUGUGCAGUUUACCUCUUCCAUUCCUCUUUCUCAGAAAAUCGCCCUGACAGGUACAGUAACAUACACAGCUAGUGUGUGAUACACACUUAUGGUUUGUCUACUUGCUGUGGUCCUUUUAUUCGGCCCAUGUUUCUGUGACGGUUUAUACAGUAUCGAGGCAGAGUGAUUAUAUAAUGUUUUCAUUGGUACAGUAUGCCUCAGCUCACCUCUCAGUAGAAGUGUCACAUACCAGCAUGUUCUAAUUAAUUACCUCAUAAGCAAGAAUUAUGUUUUUUUUCUAGGGCCGUGGGUGAAAUCUAUUCAAUAUUACUGCUGUUAAGACGAUACAUCCUAAAAAAAAACAUGUAUUUUAAAAUAUUAUCAGCUGUAUUGGGAACAUUUGGCAUUUACAGUAUGCUGAGAUACCUGUGCAUGUUUGCGGAAUGAAGUUACCUGCCAUGCACACACACAUACAUAGCUGCCUGCUGCAUACAUAAUGUACAUACAGAUAAAGCAUAUAGUAAGAAUGCACAGCUACUGUAUGGUAAGACCUUUUUCAGAUGGACCUCAAACAUUUAAAUUGGUUCAUUGACAAGUGUUUGUGCUAGGGCCUUGGCAUUUAGUGAACCAGAAUGUAUGCUGGAAGGCUGAAGCUGCAUGUGACCAUGCAAUUCAACUCACGCAUCCAACAUAAGAAAUACAUUCAGUAGUAGUCUGGACUGAAGGUGGCGUGUGAGCUGUACUGUGUCAAUGGUAACACCUCACAUAGGAUUACAGAAUACAAAGUUGGUGUUUGAGAUGGACUGCAUUGCAGUUGGUGACUGCAGACUGACAAAUCUACAAAUCAUCUUGCAUCCUAAAUGACUACUGAUUAUAAUUUGUAUAUCAGACAGACUACAUUGCAGUCUGCGACUACAGACUAUCUCAAACAUGCAAAAAAGCUUUCCCCAAAGGUCAAAAGGUGAAGUUUUGCAACAUAGCCAUAACUAGGCUAUUGAAGUUGUAUGUUAUAGUUUGUUGUUCCAAGACUGUUGGUCAUUUUGAAUUUCCUUGUGCUCCCCUUUGAAUGAAGUGCUGUUGGGUCAGGCAUGUCUGCUGGUUGAUGUUCAUUAGAGCACAUCGUAACAAAACAAAGACAAGAGUUUCUUAUUGGAGAAGUACUGAUCGUACCUCCCGGUUUCUAUUUUCUUCCAUUUUGUUCUUUAUGAACACGACCCUGGUGCUUUCAAUUGAAUAGCAAUGACCCACUUAAGAUUUGUAAAUGAAGGAUGGGAAGAUUGAGAGAGAGAACGAUUACUUAUUAAUAAGUAAUUUGUUCUGGACUUGUUUUUAUGCCAACGGGUUUUGUCCAGGAUAUUUUCGGUUACAUAGGAACUGUUUGCACUACAAUAGUUUAAAAAAAAUAUAUAUAUAUAUACAC
This is a messenger RNA of Coregonus sp. 'balchen', 11624 nucleotides long. Lineage: Eukaryota; Metazoa; Chordata; Actinopteri; Salmoniformes; Salmonidae. The record is from the annotation of a GenBank genome assembly.